GAAACGAAACUUCUUCUUAGCCAAAAGGACGAGAAGGAUACUGUUCGUUUACAGUAUGCUAAAAUGAACUAAUAGUAUAUACUAAUUAAGUAUGUAGUACACAGUAUGUUAGUAUGGGUUUUCGAACACAGCUUUGGUGCUUGCCCCAGUUUACUCUAUUUACAAAACGCCGACAGGGUGCAUUGUCCUGGGCAAACCACCAGUUUCCACACUUUUCCAAAAGACUACAUCGUAUUCUGAAAAUGGGUGGGAUUCGCCUCCUUACACGAGAAUGGCGUGUUGAACGGCACUCAGAUACGCGAGGCUCAUUUCAGCAAAGAAUGUUUUCGACUCCAUACACCGAGAAAGUGAUUGUUGUGGGAUGACGCGGUUCCCACGAUUUGUCCCAGCGAUAGCCCGAACAGAACCGAUACUUCUUCACUUUAUGUUAGCCAAAAUGACGAGAAGAAGCAACACAGACCGAACCAAGAAGUUCAGGAUAGACCACGCGUGGAUUAUUCUGUUAUCCAGAACAGCAGGGAGCCGAAACAGUGAGUAGAGAGUUAAUGAUGGAGGCUACGUCACGUCAACGUACUGAGCGUCACUUCUGAUAAGUGAGCUCCAGUCAAUGGAUGCCGUGGUGGAGGUUAAGGAGUCAGAGACAGCCAUGACGGGGUUUAAGGAGUCAACGGAAGCCACAAUGGACGUUAAGGAGUCAAUUUCAGCCGCAAUGGACGUGAAGGAGUCCAUGCCAGUCAUGAUUGAAGUUAAUGAGUCAGAGUCAAAAGAAGCCGUUGUGGACAUUAAGGAGUCACAGGGAGCUGUUAUGGAACUCAAGAGGCAGUCUUCCUCCUCUGGCAGCCAGGGGCGGGACAGAGACCGGGAGUCGGACAGCUAUCUCCAGCACCUCCAGUGUCCCCACUGUCUGCUCCAGUGUAAGAGCCACUGCAGCUACCUCAUCCACAUCGCUAAGAUCCAUCCAAGCCGCCUGGAUGACACGCCUGUGGGUCGCCUGGGCAACGCCAUCUUCUACCAGCGCACGGCACGGCUGUUCCACUGCAGCUUGUGUUUCCACACGGCCAGGGAGUUCCCUCGCCUCUACGACCACCUGCUCACCUGCCACUGCCUCUCUGGGAAGGGCCAGGGUGAGGAGGGAGAAGAACAGGAAGGUAUCAGUGUAGACGUGCUUUCAAAAGACAGUAGUCAUCCUCCCAGUGAGCCCAAGGCAGAAGAGGAGGAUGAGGACAAAGGAGGAGUGAAGCAAGAGGAGGAAGGUAGGAAAAGAGGACUAGAGGAGAUGGAGGGAGGCGAGGACAAUGAAGAGGACUCCCGCUCAGCCGGCAGCCCCAUGAAACGAAAAAUAAGCCCUACGGCAGGCAGUGAAGAAGAUGAUCAUGAUGAAGAGGAAGAGGAGCUACAGACCAACAACAACAAAAAAAGUGACAAACACAAAAAGCAGGAAGAGGCCUUCCUGACCAAAUAUAUCCAGCGCCAUGGGGGUCGCUACAACUGUCGCCUGUGUGGCAAGCGCUCCAAGAUGAAGGGCCAUGCCAUCUACCACGUGAGCUACAAGCACGACGUGCCCAAACCUUACUGCUGUAAAGAGUGUAGCAAGGCCUUCAUACUAGAGUAUUCGCUACUCAACCAUAUCUACCACAACCACAGACAGGGCAUGUACCGCUGCCUCUUCUGCCCCUUCAGCUCUGACGUGGUGUGGGGCAUAAAACGUCAUGGCAACCGCUGCAAUGCCCGAAGUGGGGAGGGGGAGGAGGGGGAGGGCAGCAAUGGAGAAGAGUGAUUGGUUAAUGGUUGCUAACACAUACUGUACCUUCGUAAUCAGGAGAAGGGACUCCAGGCCUACAUUAUCUAAAUUCUAGAAUCUCUUUGCAUUGUGCAUCUACUAGGCUAGUAACCCUAGGUACAGUAGAUUCCACUGUCACAGAGGUGUAGAUUCUCAGUGAAGUAUGUAUUUACUUCCUCUGUACACACAGUGAUGAAGAAUGAGGUACUUUGUCAUUCUGUACACUUUUCCUGAUAUACUGGAGCUGAUGGACUCAAAUGUAGAAUAUGUACUUUGUGAACUCGAAAAACAGCAUUAAUAUGUACAUGACAGCUGUUGAUGACUCAUAAUGCUACACAAUGAAACUAUCAAACUGACAAAAACAUGUUUUUUGUGUGUUUUUUACCUGCCUUUGUAUUGUCUUUAUUACAUGGGAUGUGUUUGUCUCUUUGAAAACAAUACAAUAAAAAUAAUACAUCAAUUUUA
This is a messenger RNA of Oncorhynchus nerka (sockeye salmon), 2245 nucleotides long. Its product is annotated as chromosome alignment-maintaining phosphoprotein 1-like. Gene Ontology annotation, biological process: attachment of mitotic spindle microtubules to kinetochore. The transcript has 2 exons. Bases 608 to 1777 code for a protein of 389 amino acids. NCBI's taxonomy places the organism in Eukaryota, Metazoa, Chordata, Actinopteri, Salmoniformes, Salmonidae. The record is from RefSeq and is a predicted model, not a curated record.